UUACUUUUGGCGUUUAGCGCGCUUCUUGAACCUACUGGCACAGAUUGGUGCUAUUGGAUUUCGACUUCUCUACACACCAUCAGUUACAACCGCUCGAGGGGAUAUUUAAUAACUGAGUGAAGUUCGUUCAACCUUCUAAUUAUACAUCUUACCUUCCGGUUUGCUGCAAGCGCGCUGAAAAACAAAAGUUAGAAUCUCACAAACUAUUAUUUUCAAUUGGAUGAAUAUUUGUAACCAAGGCAACUGUGCACAACAACAACAACACCACCACCACCACCACCAACUAUCCUACUCAAUUCAAUAUUUAUCUUUAUUAAAUGUAUCGUCGAUUAUUUCAAAGAAAACAUGAUUUAUCACCACGUAUAAUAUAUCCAAGUACAUUAAUACAAUAUGAUAAACAUAAUACUACUACUACUACUAUACAUUAUAAAUCUGCAUUGAAUUAUAUUAAAACAACUAAAUAUACAUUAUUAACAUUUAUACCAUAUAAUUUAUGGGAACAAUUACAUCGUUUUGCUAAUAUUUAUUUUAUAUUUAUAUUAAUAUUAAAUUUUAUACCAGAAAUUGAUGCAUUCGCUAAAGAGAUAGCACCAAUCCCAGUAUUAAUUACAUUAAUUAUAGUUGCUAUUAAAGAUGCCUAUGAAGAUUUUAGAAGAUAUUUAUUAGAUCGUAAAGUCAAUAAAAAACCAUGUGAAGUUUAUUCAGUACAAGAGAAACAGUACAUCAUUGAUCAAUGGCAAUAUCUUCGUCCAGGAGAUUUUGUUCGUUUACAUACUAAUGAUAUAAUUCCAGCUGAUAUUUUAUUAUUAGCUACAUCAAAUAGUACUGGGAUUUGUCAUAUUGAAACAUCAAAUUUAGACGGUGAAUCUAAUUUAAAACAACGUGAAAUUAUUUCUAACUUGUUGAAUAAAGAUGAAUUUUCACCAUUGACAUUUCUUUAUCCAAUUGAAGUAGAAGCUCCAAGUGCUGAAUUAUAUAAAUUCCAUGGGAAAAUUAUACUACCAGAAAUACGUAUUCCUAUUCACAAGAAUAAUAUGUUACUAAGAGGUUGUGUAUUACGUAAUACGGACUAUGUGAUAGGUAUUGUUAUUUAUGCAGGUUGUGAAACAAAGGCAGCUUUGAAUAAUUCUGGUGUUCGAUUCAAAAGAAGUAAACUGGAAAAACAAAUUAAUUUAGAUGUUAUAUGGUGUGUACUUAUUCUAGUUGUAGUCUGUGUCACUGGAGCUAUUGGUAGCGCUGUUUGGCAUCAGAAUUUACCAGGUGAUGAUGUAUUGUUCGUUGCACUUGACAGAAAUUCUUCAACUUCAACACCUGCUUAUCAAGGUUUUCUUAAUUUUUGGAGAUUUGUAAUCAUUUUUCAAACUAUUAUACCAUUACCAUUGUAUGUAACCAUUGAAUUUGUUAAAAUGCAUCAAGUAUGGCAUAUGAAUAAUGAUUUACAAUUAUAUGAUAGUAAUUUAGAUAGACGUAUUGAAAUACGUACAUUUAAUAUUCCUGAAGAUUUAGGUCAAAUUGAAUAUGUAUUCACUGAUAAAACAGGUACAUUAACAGAGAAUAAAAUGCAAUUUAAACGUGCCAGUAUUAAUGGAAAAGAUUAUUAUACAGAUGAUGGUGAUUAUCAUGAAAAUAACGAUCAAUUCAGUAAUCAUUCUUCACCAAAGCAUAUUGUAACAAAUUUAAAUACAUUACAGAGUAUAUUAGAGAAUAGAACAAUUUUUUCUUAUCAUCAAAAGACUAUCAAUAAUGAUAUGGAAUAUUCUGAUUAUAGUUCCAGGAAUUAUUAUUUCAAUACUGAUAAAGAAAUCAAUAAUAUUGAAUUUAUUACAAUACAACCAUCUAAUGAGAUACCAUCAACUAGUCAUAUUCAAAUGGAUCAUACUAAUACUUCAUCUUACUAUUUAUCUCAUUCUAUAUCAUCACCAUCAUUUCAACAAAACAAUAUAGAUAUUGAAAUCAAUCAUGAAAAUCAAUGGAAAAUCAAUGAAAAAUCUAAUAAUUUAUUUAAUGAAAAAUGUAAUUCUAUAGAAAACAAAUCAAAACCAUUAUAUAAUCAAGUUUUAUUAACUGAAGAAAUACGUAUUCAAGAUUUUUUCUUAGCUUUAGCUAUAUGUAAUACAACUGUAGUGUCUGUUACAAAGAAUACUCCAACAAUGUUUCAAGAACCACCUCCACGUCGUAAAGGAUUUCGUGAUUUCUUUCGUUCUGGUAAAUUCAAUUCAGUUACAUAUCUACAUCAGAAGUUACGCAAAACUAAACAGCAACAACAACAACAACAACAACAACAAAGUCAACCUAGUACACUAUUAGGUAAAUCUAACAUCAUAAUAAAAGAUAAAAUAGAUAAUAAUGAUAAUCAUCAUUUAUCACGAGUUAAACAAACAAUUAACUUAUCUAAUCUAUUUUCAAAUAAAUUACGUUCAACUAAAAUUGAUAAAACAAAUACUCAAUCAGACAAAUUGAAUGAUCAACAUCAUCAACAUCAACAUCAUCAUCAUGAUGAUCAUAAUAGUCCCAUAUCUUCUAAUCUCUUAGUUACUAACAAUAUAAAUCAUAACACUAUAAUUAAUCAUACUAAUCUUAUUAAUCAUGAAGAAAUUAGUCAAGAAACAUUUAUCAUGGAUGAUUCCAUUUCUACUAAAUUAGAUGAUAUAGAAAUACAAUCAAUAAAAACUAAUGAAAAUUAUCAUAGAAAUGAAAUCAAUCAAAUCGAUAAUAAUAAUAAUAAUAAUCAAUUAUUAAAAAUCAAUAAUAUCAAUAUUAAUUCAGCUAGAUUAUUUAAUGAAUUAAUGAAAGAUAAUUAUUAUAAAGAAUCUAUCUUAUAUUAUUAUUCAAGUCGUUGUUUACCACCAGUUAUUGAAGCAUUAAAUUUAGAUAUAAUAUUCAAAAAUUCUAAUCAUAUAUUAAAUAAUAAUAAUAAUAAUAAUAAUAAUAAUAAUAAUAAUAAUAUAUACAAAUGA
Molecule: messenger RNA, 2957 nt
Organism: Schistosoma bovis
Lineage: Eukaryota; Metazoa; Platyhelminthes; Trematoda; Strigeidida; Schistosomatidae
Source: the annotation of a GenBank genome assembly